This is a messenger RNA of Nothoprocta perdicaria, 2224 nucleotides long. It is a transcript of the gene FAM222B, whose product is annotated as family with sequence similarity 222 member B. The coding region runs from base 47 to 1690 and encodes 547 amino acids. The transcript is spliced from 2 exons. NCBI's taxonomy places the organism in Eukaryota, Metazoa, Chordata, Aves, Tinamiformes, Tinamidae. The record is from RefSeq and is a predicted model, not a curated record.
UGUGCAGAGGAGUGAAUGGCCCAUGUUGUGUUAGUGCCUGUCUGCCAUGCUGGCCUGUCUGCCAGGACCAGGUGACCUCUCCUUUCAGCUUCUUUCUUACACGCAGAUGAACACUGGACUUCAGAAAUGGGACACUACACAGAAAAUGAGAUCUGCACAGUAUCCUACCCCAGCAGAAUUGGAUGCUUAUGCUAAGAAGGUCGCCAACAAUCCACUGACUAUAAAAAUCUUCCCAAACAGUGUCAAGGUUCCCCAGAGGAAACACCUUCGCCGUACUGUGAACGGACUCGAUACUUCGGGCCAGAGGUACAGCCCGUACCCGUCGCAGGCCGCCACCAAGACAGGCCUGCUGGCGAUAGUCAAGUCCCCAGCGAAAGGCGUCGUCAAAGACUUCGACGGGACGCGCACGCGCCUGCUGCCCGAGGCCAUGAUGAACCCCCCGUCCGCCCCGUACGUUGCACCUAGCACUUUAAGCCACCCCCAGGCGCUUGCUCGCCAGCAGGCCCUGCAGCAUGCACAGACUUUGCCGCACGCCCAGCCUCUCCCCCAGCCUUUGCAGCACCCUCAGGGGAUACCACAGCCACCAAGCUUACCGCACCACCCUCAGGGGAUCCCGCACCCGCAGAGCAUGCAGCAGCCGCAGGGCUUGCAGCAUCCUCCGGCCAUGGCACACCAGAGCCUGCAGCACCCCCCGACCCCUUUGCUGCAGCCGGGUUUACAUGGGAGCAGAAAGCUGCCGGAUGCAGACGCGCCGCCGAAUGUGACCGUGUCUACCUCAACCAUUCCCCUCUCUAUGGCUGCCACCCUGCAGCAGAACCAGCCACCGGACCUGAGCAGCAUCGUGCACCAGAUUAACCAGUUCUGCCAGGCCAGAGCUGGCAUUAGCACUACCUCAGUGUGUGAGGGACAGAUUGCAAACCCCAGUCCUAUAAGUCGCAACCUGCUUAUCAAUGCAAGUACCAGGGUAUCUACUCACAAUGUCCCUACACCCAUGCCUUCCUGUGUAGUAAACCCUGUCGACCAUGCUGCUGCUGCUAUUCCUUCUGCCUCUGUUAAUGUGCCCAUGGUGAAUAUUAACAGGGUGCCGCCUGCGUACCAGAGCGAGAUCAAAUCGGUCGCGUGGAACCAGCACCAGCUUGCACAUCUGCAGCAAAUGUGCGGGGAUGCUGCUGGGCCGGUUGGACUCGCAGGGAAGCACCCUCCGAGAGAGAUUGCAGGGCAGAGUUUUCCAGGCAAAACAAACUACCCUCAAGAACUGUGCAUGGGCCAGUCGUUCAACUUGAAGCCCCCCAUUGAGAAGCCUACGCCUUCUCCACCUGUGAACGGGUUGCAGGGACCCUUGCCAUAUACUAACGGGCACUAUUUCCAGCCCAUCUGGAAUAACAUUCUGCCCACUCCCAACAGUGACAGCUCGGGGUCCCAGGACCUUGCCAUGCCUUUCCACGGUGGACAGCCGACGGGAGCGCCGCUCGAUUGUGCAGGGGGAACUCAUUACAGAGCUGGAGCGGGGCCGGCCAGCCAGAACAACGUGAUGCAGACCAUGGAUUACCUAAGCGGGGACUUCCAGCAGUCUUGCUUCAGAGAUCAGAGCAUGGCCGUGCUGGGAAAAGUCCAUCGGCCUCCCAUGAACCGAGCUCCCGAACCAACCGAUAGUCGAAAUCUUCAUAUUCAACACCCAGGGUAUAGAUAGGCUGCAGUCACUUUCACAGACAAAAUUAGAGGUUUAGUCUUAAUUUUAAUUAAUAAGCAAGGCGUUUUUAACUUGCAAACUUGUGUGAUCAUUAUAAUAGCACCCAUUGGAAGACGACAUACUGUAUAUUUAAGAGCUUUGCUUACGUGUUACCUAUCUCCUUAAUGCAUCAGAUAUUUAACAUGCCUUUUGUUUUGAAGAAUUUCAUCACACUACUUGGCACCCCGGCCGUGUCCUCACCGCAGAACCCCCUUUGUGCAGCUUUGGCCUUCUGCUUAGUAACUGCUUGCUUCACUGAUGCUCCAUUGCUGCAGGGUUUCACCGGUGCAGCUGUUCGCCAGCUCCUCCAAGAGCUGCCCGGUAGCCCGGCUGCUUAAAUUUCCAUCUCCAUUUCCUCGGAAGAUUAAGAGCAGCAGAAUUUGUCAGGAAGCGGGGCUUAUUUUCGACUCCAAAGCCCAUUUCAUUAAUGCAUUAAACAUUGACCAUUUGCACUGUCUAGAGGCCUAUUUAAUUGAACAAAAAAAAAAAAAAAAA